Caenorhabditis elegans is the source of this 696-nucleotide messenger RNA. The record is from the annotation of a RefSeq genome assembly. Lineage: Eukaryota; Metazoa; Nematoda; Chromadorea; Rhabditida; Rhabditidae.
AUGGUCGUUGCAAACAGGAAAUUCCAGUUUUCGCCCACUUUCACGAAUGUAUCGAAGCUAGAAAACGGCGAAAAUCUAUACAGUCCCGACGAUACACAUUUCAACAUCCCAUGGUGUGUAUCAUUAUCUCACAAAGGCGACAAUUUGGCUGUAUAUCUUUAUUGCUCAAAAUCGAGAAAAACUGAUGUGAUGUGGACCAUUGAGACUAAAUUCAACUUUUCAAUCAGGGCUUCGAGUGGGAAAAGUACAACGAAACGUACCUAUAAUCAAUUUAAAAAUACCGAAGACUGGGGAUUUGGGCAUAAUCCAUUGAUCAGUUGGGAUGAAAUGAUGAAGGAUUUUCUAAUUAAUGAUAGUAUUAAUAUUGAAGUUUCUGUCAAGAUCACAGAUAUAACUGGAUUCUCGAAAAAUGUGCUCCAAAGAUUCGAUCAGUCUGCUGAAGAAUUUUCCGAUGUGAUUAUUAUAGUGGAAGGGCAGAAGUUCUAUGUUUUGAAGAAACUCCUCGCUUUUCACUCCACAUACUUCAAAGCGCUUCUCCUUGGAAAAUUCGCGGAAGCUGAUAAAUCCGAAGUCACCCUUCAGGACAUUGAUCCCACGGAUUUUCAGUACCUUUUGGAGGUUCUGUACGGAGAAUCUCCGAUUGAUGAAGAUACAAUUGAUGGGAUUCUCUACCUGGCUUGCAUGAAGCUAACUUAA